Messenger RNA from Clarias gariepinus (North African catfish), 5573 nucleotides. RefSeq names its product contactin 3b (gene cntn3b). Gene Ontology annotation, biological process: cell-cell adhesion; brain development. The record is from RefSeq and is a predicted model, not a curated record. Gene Ontology annotation, molecular function: cell-cell adhesion mediator activity. Lineage: Eukaryota; Metazoa; Chordata; Actinopteri; Siluriformes; Clariidae. The transcript is spliced from 23 exons. Bases 369 to 3446 code for a protein of 1025 amino acids.
AGCAACAUCUCCGUGACACGGAUUUAAUAGCGAUUUCUAGCUUUACGAAGGUGUGUGAGUGUGUGCGUGUGUCCCUUGGUACGUGUGUGCUUCUGGAGAUUUUUGAUUUAUUUUGUGUACAAAGCCUAAUUUCGUGCUCCAGCUAAAAGGACGAGCUGAGAGGAAUGAUGUUGAAAAGCGCUCUCCAAGUGGGUUCCGUCCCAUACUUGGAACGGAAUACCAAGCAAUAACGCAGUCUCUGAAAUUGAUGAAAAAAAGGAAGAAAACACCCCGCACGUUUAGCUGAUUAUACGUCUUGAUUUAAGAGGAAAAACUAUUCCAUUCACAAGCAAUUGGAUGAGAGUCAUAUUUGCCCCUGGCAACUGAAGAUGACGUUACAAUGGAAAUGGCUAGUGCUGCUAUCAAUCACUGGCUGCCUUGCAGCUUAUGCAGAAGAUGCACUAUUUCAUGGGCCAAGAUGGAGAACAGAGCCCAGUGACCUGAUUCUCCCCAUGCAGUCCCCAAAGCAAGAGGCUGUCCUAACAUGCGAGGCCUUGGGCAUCCCUCUUCCACAGUACAGAUGGUCUCUGAACGGGACACUCAUUGAUCUCGACGGUGACGAGAGGCGUCAUGUGUCUGGAGGGAACCUGAUUAUCAACACAUUGGAUAGAGACCAAGAUGGAGGCAUUUACCAGUGUUCUGCCUCCAAUGCCCGGGGAACCAUUCUAAGUCAUAGAGCCACCCUGCAGUUUGCAUAUCUAGAGAACUUCAAAACCCAGACAAGAAGUGCUGUUAAUGUAAGAGAAGGCCAAGGUGUUGUUCUGUUAUGUGGAACCCCACUGCAUUCUGGAGAACUUACGUUCGCCUGGGUCUUCAACGAGUACCCGAACUUUGUCCAGCAAGACAGCAGGCGCUUUGUGUCCCAGGAGACUGGAAACCUUUACAUUGCAAAAGUUGAACCAUCUGAUGUGGGCAACUACACAUGUGUCAUUAACAACAGCAUCACCAAGGAUAAAGUGCUCAGUUCACCCACUCCUCUGGUGCUGAGAAAUGAUGGUGCAAUGGGAGAAUACGAACCCAAAAUAGAAGUUCAUUUCCCAGACACUGUGCCUGCCGCGAAAGGAUCGUCUGUGAAACUAGAGUGCUUUGCCCUGGGGAACCCAGUUCCAAAAAUCAGUUGGAGAAGAACCAAUGAUGUACCAUUUCCAAGUAAAGUCAAAUUGAGUAACUCCAAUGCUGUUCUGGAGAUCCCCAGAUUCCAGCAGGAGGACACGGGGACAUACGAGUGUGUGGCAGAGAACAGUCGGGGAAAGAAUGCAGCAAAAGGCCGCCUUUCUUUUCAUGCAAAGCCUCAUUGGCUGCAGAUCAUAACAGCCACAGCCUUGUCGAUUGAGGAGAACUUAUUUUGGGAGUGCAAAGCCAAUGGGAAGCCCAAACCAUCAUACAACUGGCUGAAGAAUGGAGAAACACUUAUAUCUGAGGGCCGGGUGCUCAUAGAGAAUGGCGCUCUUACCAUCUCCUCACUGACUCUGUCUGAUGGUGGCAUGUAUCAGUGUGUGGCAGAGAACAAGCAUGGCGUCAUUUAUGCCAGUGCUGAAUUAGUGGUAUUAGCGUCACCACCCAGUUUUUCCAAGAGCUCCUUGAGGAGCGUGCUGAAAGUUCGUGCUGGCACAGAGGUGAUUUUGGAUUGCAGACCACAGGCUUCACCCAAAGCCAUCAGCUUGUGGAAAAGAGGGAAUGAGAUGAUCCAGAAAAAUGAAAGAUUCUCUGUCUUCCCCAACGGAACACUAAAGAUUGCCAAUGUGACUAAGCAAGACGGGGGCAUUUACACAUGCAUUGCCAGAAACCAGUUUGGCAGUGCAAGUACGGCAGGCCGCCUGCUGAUCACGGAGCCAAGCAGGAUCACACAAGGACCCAGCAGCAUGGAGAUUAUGGUGGGCGAGAGCAUCGUGUUACCCUGCCAGGUAACUGUGGAUCCAGCUCUGGACGUGAGCUUCUCCUGGGCCUUUAAUGGCCAGCUUAUCGACUUCGAGCACGACUCAGAGCACUUUGAGAGAGUUGGCGGAAAGUUUGCUGGGGACCUCAUGAUUCGAAAUAUUCAGCUCAACCAUGCUGGGAAGUAUGUCUGUAUUAUUGAUACAGAUGUGGAGAGCUUGUCUGUGGAUGCAGUCCUGAUUGUGGAAGGUCCACCCGGUCCCCCUGACAGUGUGAUGGUGGAAGAGAUUACAGAUAGCACAGCACAGCUCUCAUGGAGCCAAGGCAGAGACAAUGGCAGCCCCAUCACUGGCUAUGUCAUCCAGGCCAGAACACCCUUCACCGUGGGCUGGCAGGCUGUGGACACAGUUCCGGAGGUCAUCAGUGGCAACACACUGACUGCUACGGUGGUAGAUCUGAAUGCCUGGGUAGAGUACGAGUUCAGGGUGUUGGCCAGCAACAGUGUGGGAAUGGGAGAACCAAGCCCUCCUUCUAUGAAAACCAGGACUGAAGAUGCUAUUCCUGAUACAGCGCCCACUGAUGUAGGAGGAGGGGGAGGCACCAAGUCAGAAUUAGUAAUAACAUGGGAGCCAGUCCCAGAAGAGCUACAGAAUGGAGAAGGCUUUGGUUAUAUCAUUGCUUUCCGACCUAAGGGUACAGCCACCUGGACCCGGGCAGUGAUAUCCUCACCCAUCGUGGCACGAUAUGUUUACCGCAACGACACACUUCCACCUUUCUCACCUUUUGAUGUCAAAGUGGGUUCUUUUAAUAACCGUGGGGAAGGACCCUUCAGCUCCAUUGUUGCUGUGUUUUCAGCAGAGGAAGUGCCGAGCAUAACACCUGAGAAAGUUAUGGCUAAAAGCCUCACCUCCUCUGACAUCGAAGUCAGCUGGGACGCCGUACAGACAAGUCCUGAGAGAGUGCUCGGCUAUGAGGUGGUGUACUGGGAAGAUGACACAAAGCCGGAAACUGUAGGUAAAGUGAGAAUCAGCAACUCCACUGCGGUCAAUGUUAGUGGUCUUCAGGGCAACACACUAUACUAUCUAGCUGUGUGUGCCUUCAAUACUGCGGGAAGCAGCCCUCAGUCUCACCCUGUUAAUGCUACCACCAAGAAACCACCUCCAGGGCAGCCACCGCAAAAUGUGGAGUGGACUCUGAUAGGCUCACAGCUUACAUUGCAGUGGGACCCAGUCAUAGCUUUGGAUACUGAGUCUGAGGUCACUGGAUAUGUGGUAAUGUACAGGCGCCACCGCAAUAAUGACAUGUACACAGUGACCACCAACAAAACCACAGUGGAGCUGACGCUCUCUCCCAAUGAUAACUAUGUCAUUCAGAUUAAGAGCCUGAGCGAGGGUGGCCUUGGGGAAGGAAGUGAACCCAUUCAUAUUCACCAACUUAGUAUGGGAGCCCAAGGCUCUGGAAUUGAAAGACCAGACACCCACACGCUCUCUCGUCUCCUCAUAACUGCACUAGUGGCCCUUAAUGCCUCUUGAAGGUUUUUUUUUUUUUUUUCUCGUGAGCAGCAUCCCAACCUGACACCAAUCUCUCUCUCUCUCUCUCUCUCUCUCUCUCUCUUACACACACACAGACACAAAGUUCAUGCUCUUAACCCAUCCCUUGUUAUUACCACCCAUCUCUGUCUGGCUUAAUAGGAUUGCCCCGUAUAUGUGUGUCACUGACACUGCAGGAUAUUGGAAUGUCAAACAAAUAAUGAAAGGAUUUGUCAAGAUGGAAACAUGUCAGAAUAACACAGAAAAGUGAUCACCACUGGUGGAAUGAUGACUUAGUUGUUAUGCAUGAUCAUACAGGAGAUGACUGAUUUGAGUUUGAUGGCACAGAUGUACAUUCUUCUCUCUCUCUCUCUCUCUCUCUCUCUCUCUCUCUCUCUCCCUGCUUCUUUUAUGUUAACCUCCUCCACAUUUUGGUUCUUAAAAGCAAUCAAUGCCUUAAGGCCAUUUACAUACCAAAGUGAACAACAAAAUAGAUCAGAGAGAGUUGUUUCAGCCUCUAAUCUAGUACACAUAGUUUUCAGGCAUCAGGGUCAUCUGUGGUUAUUUUCUGCUAUGAAUAAUUCGAUUGUUCUAUGUUUAAUGUCAUUUCUUCCCUUUGUGAGACUUUUUAUUACUUUUGAAAAUGUAAAUGUAUUUGGCCAUGUUUGGAGAUUUUAUUCAAGGCAGAAAUUACUUUUAUUGUUUUUCCUUAUUUUAUGCACACACACUCACACACAGGCACACGCACACAAACAAGCAAAUGUGGUCACGUAGUCUUUAUUUAAAAUCACUCAGUAGGCUCUUCUUUUUAGCUCUGCUGUAUAUAUAAAUUAAUCUGUAACAAGAACCGCAGUUGUAACUGAGUGAUCUGCUCAAUAGAAGGUGUGCAGAAAUACUGAUGAUAGAAGUCACCUUAAACCUUCAAUCUGAUUUGUGUUCUCUUUUUGUGUUAUCGUUUGUGUAAAGAAGCCAUGGUUCUUUGCAAAUGGAAAGCUAGAUUAUAAAACAGUCUUAUCGUCUUUAAUUUUUUUACAUUUAUUUAUUUUUAAUCCAAAAUCUGCCACAUUCCCAUUACUCCAUUGUGGACUGUUAUUAGUUCACUAAGAGGUCUGUCAGUUCCUGAGCAAGAGAAAUGGCUCUUCUGGCCCUUUGAUGGGAUAAAGCAUUUUGUUCUUUUUCCUCAAGCUUGUUAAAUAAUGGAUGGCUCAUGCAUUAGACAUUCUGCAGAGUUAAGGCCAGAAUAUGCGAUAUACUUGUUAAGUGGCAGUGUAGACUUCAUAAGCAAUUUCCUCUCCAGCUUUAUAUAUGCUACCAGUCCUGCUAUAUUCACUGUUAUCCAACCUGGGAUUCAAAAGUAGGUUAAUGAAAUUGGUAACCUAUUGGUUCAGUUCUGUAUAAGAGCAUUGAAUAAACCUAGUGCCUUGAUGAAUGCCAACCUAUUGGAUUUCCUGCAAGAAAGGACACAUCUGCAAAUUCUUUUUUAGUUCUAUAUUAUGUAAUUCAGCUUAAAGCAAGGUAUGGAACUACAUGAAUGGGCUUGAAUGGGAUUCAUGUUAAACAUCUUAUAGCUAUAAAGGCAUUUUUAACAGAUUUCAUGGAGACUAAAAGCCGUAUGAUGGCAGAGACAAUACUAAAAACAAGAUUUGCCACAUAUUGUGUGAAAUUGCUCAAAAGAUUAUUCUGAUUCCAUAAUCAUAGUACUCUGCAGGUAAUGCAGUCAAAUGCAUUCAAAAGCCUACAAAGAUAUUUAUAUUGUGCCAAAAUAUAAACCGCAGAAAUGAAUAGGUUUAAUUGGGUUUAAUUUAAAUUACAGAUCUAAUCAUAGUUCUUGUCGAAAGGAAUCUUGUUAGCGAAAGUGUUUGCUAAUAUUAAGUGGUUCACUGAUAAUUGCAUAAGCAUUUACUGUUUAGGUGCAUAUUGAGCUCAGCAUAGUCAUGUAGCAGGUACAUUGAAUAUGGACAAAUUUAUCUGAUAGUUUAUAUUUGUAUCAUUUUCAUAUGUUUUACCGUUGUUAAAAGGGGUUCGUUUAAUGAUUUAUACAUUUUUUUUUUUAUUUUCACAUUUUAUGUAUUAUUAUUAGUAGUAGUAUUUAUAGUGUUAUUAUUAUUUCUGUGUGUGUGUGUGUGUGUG